AUGUCUUUCUUAGGCUUCGGUGGUGGUCAACCUCAAUUAUCAUCUCAGCAAAAGAUUCAGGCUGCAGAAGCUGAACUGGAUUUAGUCACUGAUAUGUUCAAUAAGCUGGUCAAUAACUGCUAUAAAAAAUGUAUCAAUACUUCUUAUUCCGAAGGCGAAUUAAAUAAGAAUGAAUCUACAUGCCUAGAUAGAUGCGUGGCCAAAUAUUUUGAAACCAAUGUUCAAGUUGGUGAAAAUAUGCAAAAAAUGGGCCAAUCAUUCAACGCAGCAGGUAAGUUCUAA
Messenger RNA from Saccharomyces mikatae IFO 1815, 282 nucleotides. RefSeq names its product protein transporter TIM10 (gene TIM10). The transcript has a single exon. Lineage: Eukaryota; Fungi; Ascomycota; Saccharomycetes; Saccharomycetales; Saccharomycetaceae. Bases 1 to 282 code for a protein of 93 amino acids. The record is from RefSeq and is a predicted model, not a curated record. Gene Ontology annotation, biological process: protein insertion into mitochondrial inner membrane. Gene Ontology annotation, cellular component: mitochondrial inner membrane.